UUAAAACCGAUAGCAAUGGGCACACGAGCCGCGGCCUUUACGGCCAAAAUUCGUAAUCUUCAAGAAUUUCACACCAGAAUUGUUAACAAUGUAUUUCCAAUUCCUUCGGGAACUGAUAUUUGCAAUACUCUUAAGUAUUUCUCUCAACUACUUCUUGGUGUACUUCGUGAUGUGCCUCCCAUUCCUAUAGAGCUGAUCCGAAAUCAUGACAAGGAUCACGUGCGGACCUCAAUGUUUCCUAGUCUUGACUAUAAGAACCUGUAUUACGUUAUCGUACAGUUUCUUGAGAUUUUGCCACAAAUACAGACAGGAAUGCAAAUGGUCGGCCAAACAAUUUUGCAUACAAUGGGCUGUUUAGUGCCAUUUCUUGAACACGAGUACAUGGAUUCGCUUCCAUAUAUAGUGGCCUCUGCUAUGGCAGUACUUCCGCCUAUUUUACAUAAAGAGCUUCUGGAUAUGCUUUGCUAUAAUUUACUUCCCUUUACAAUCGAUGAGAAAUGUGACCUGGAUAAUUUGAAUUAUGGAAAUAUGUCGAUACCAUCAAUAGUGAUGAUUGUAUUGAAUUAUGCCGACAACCCAUCAUUUCAUACUCAGCUCUUGGAGUGUUUGAUGCGAUUGAAGUACGAUGUGUCCAAAGAUCUGCUCUGUGUUAUAGCCUAUGGUACAGCCAAAGCCCGAUGCGCUGCAGUGGAACUGUUGUUCUUGUAUUGGCCGCACUUGAAUCCAAGUGCGUUGGAUAGGAAAGCUCUGUCUGAAAAGCACGUCAGUUGGACACCACUCACCUGUCAAUAUGAGAAAUGUCAAAACAAUUUGAGUAAUGAAGCGGUCAAGUUGUGUGUCGACCACACUGUAGUCAUCGGUUCAGUCGAGAGACCGGUUCCGCUACUCAUAUGCAUUGAAUGUACGGAUCAGAUAUAUAGAGGGAAAAGUAGAGAUAUUUUGCUUAACAUAUUGUUGCCAAUGGAAGAGAUAUCAUAUAAUUGUGAGAACAAGACAUGUAAAUCACCGCACUCUCAGAAGACAGCCGUUGCCACAUGUUUUGCCAUUGAAUGUACUAAUUAUAACUGCAAUAAACCCAUCAGAUAUUGUAAGCAAUGCAAUGAUGAGAAGCAUUCCAUCCUUGAAGACUCCAAUCAUAUCGUUCACACCAGUAUACCGUCCCCAUGGGAUCUGGACAGUGAAACCCAAACUUAUUUAGUUGAAGCUAUUGUCAGCUUAUUAAAAGAGGCCCAACCGGACAAACCAUCUAAAGAUAGCGAACGCCAUUCAAGAAUUGGAUUUCAAGUGUCCGACGAUAAUCAGGAGACUACUAUUGAGGAACGACAGCUCUUAAGUAGAUAUGGUGUAUGGCUUUUGGUGGGUUUGUGCACAUCAAAUGAAAAAACACCAGAACCCACAUUGGGUCGUAUGUUAAGUAUGUUGUGUCAAUGGUUUCAUUACACCGCCUGUUUACCCGAUGAUCAGGCGAGUAGUGCUCUCGAGAGACUAAAAGGCGAAUGUAUUCACGGGUGGCUCAUGAAGAUUAUUAAAACUCAUUUCAAUAGUUUCACUUCUUGUCUUUUACCUCAUCCUAUGGAUUACGCAAGACUUGGAGGUCAUUGGGAGUAUUGGCCGUCACAGACCAACCAAAUCAAAGAAGGCUUCAAACGACUGCUUUGUCUCGUGCCUUACGAUAUCAUAACAGCCGACGUUUGGGGACAUAUAAUGCCCUUUUGGAUGGAAUGUUUCCGACACGAUGUCCCUGAAGAGGAAUUGUCUGAAUUGAAGAUUUUGUUAAGCAAAGUAUUAGAUCCCGAUUUAUCACCUCUUGGUUUGCAACCAAAACAAAUGUAUCAUUUUAUAAGUAUAAGAUUUGAAAAUACAACGGCUUCAAUACAGGAACAGGCGCUCAGUUGGCUUCAGAUUUUAACAAUGCUUGAAGUACCAGUGCCUUUGAAUUUGUUAAAUACAAUGUUUUCAACUGGAGUUAAGUCAAUGUCGGAUCCAAAUAUAGAUACUAUCUGUACGGUCAACAAAAUCAGUUCGGAUCCCAAUUCUACUGUUAUGACAAAGUCAGCCACUCGUCUUCAAGUUAACGACAUUCCCGUCAACGAACAAGAGAUGAAUCUCACGGCAUAUAUCUUAAUGCUUGACAUUUUGGUCAAACAGUUUGAGUUACAAGAAGUCAACACUCACAAGGGCUUAGAAACUAAAGAAGCGAUUCAAGUAUUGAAACUUAUUUUAGACAUUCUUCACGCGCCAUGGAUUGGCACACAUACCUGUCGAGAGACCCCAGUGGACAUCAAUGGAGAUGAAGACAUACAACAGUGUCUAUACUGCGAAAUGUGUGCCAUUUGGUAUCAGCUGACACUUUAUAUGGUUGAAUACAUUUGUCCUGUAAUGGAGGUAACGAUGGCAGACAUUCCCGGCGAUAAUUCCUUGAAACAGAACAUUCCAUCGCAUGAAAAGGUCUCGAAGACAGACUCCGUCAGCUCAACAAAAGAGACGUCGAAAACAAGUUCGGCAACAAUUGAAACAAAAAUCACCAAUAAUUUGAUUGCAACGCAACAAGAAUUUAAUUCUACUUCUAGCGAUAUCAAUCAAUCGACAUUAAAAGCUGCCACUAUUAUAGACAUCGAAGAAGACCCUGGAACAAUUGUGCCAUUAGUACCUGUAGAGACAGGAAUAGCCCGUUCGGUGAUAGUUACUGAAGAGGAUGUGGGAUCAGCCAAAUGUAUUAUUACAUCAACACCACAAAUCUUAGAUGAAGACAACGACUCAGUAUUUGAUAAAAAAUUUGAUGAUUUGAGUAAAUACUUCUGGGAAACAUCUUAUGGAAAGUUUAAGUUUACAAUAGAAGAGCUACCACUACAAGAACAGUUAGUAUAUAAUUUUCUCAAAGAAGUCAGUGUUUACAACGAUGCCGACGUCUUAUAUCACUURUUAUAUUGUAUAAAACUAAUGUGUCUGCACUCGGAAGUGCUCAAUAGAGCGGCCAAAAAUCAUAGGGGUUUUCUCAUCUGGUGUCAGGAAAACCUAUUAAUACCUAAUCUCUGGAAUCUUUUGCAGUCCGAGUUCUCGCAGAUAUCACAACUCUGUGUUCCACUUAUACUCCAUUGUAUAACACUUCCGGCGGGAAGUACUAUGUUUUACAAAGUAGUCGAACAAGACUUCCAAAAUCACAACGACUGGAGGGCCCGUUUUGCCGCCGUUGAACGGGUCACCACUAUUGCACAUUUUGUCGAACCGGCCACUGUUAAGAAUAGUCCAUUACUUCAGGGAUCAUUGGCCACCGCUUUCUGUUAUUUAGUUCAUUGUUUAGAUGAUAUUGAGGCCAGUGUUGCACAAAGAGCUUUACUUAAUCUUGAAAUGAUUAAGACAUCAUCACUCAAGCUAUUGCUUUGGUGUCUUGAAGUACAAUUUGAUUUGGUUAUUGUUGACCGACCAAUGAUAUUGACCACAAUUUUUCAACUCUACAACCAUUUAAAUGAUCGCCGCUUUCUUUCGUGGGAUUUCUUUCUCAAUCGAUUCGAUGCACUCUUCUUGGAGUCACAAAUCAGUUUAGAGCGAAGCGGAGAAAUCACUCAAACCAGAGAUCUCAGGAAUACUAACCAAAACUCAGAAACUUAUCAAAAGAAGUUAAUCCGAGCUCAAGAGGCUUUGGCACAAACCCAUGUCUGCCGUUCCCUUUCUAAUAACAUUGGUCGUAAACAAUCAUAUAAGAGGACACUAUCGACGCCAGCACCCAGUUAUGUCCAAAAAUUUGAAAAGGAUAAACUUUUCGGACGCCAGACAUCGACACCGGCUAUAAACCGAAAAAGUUCAAAAUUGGCUGCACUUACCGGUUCUACAAUUACUCAUUUUCCUAAUAGUUUUUUUCACGAUAACCAACUUAAAGAAGUAGCUCAAGAGGAAAGCCAUAUAUUGAAUGUAAUUCAUAAGAUGUUUGAAAUCGAUGACAACGAUAAAGACACCAUUCAUUUGUUGAUAUUCUUAUUAAUGCAAUUCCUGUCCCGACCCGACCCCUCACAUCCUAUCGAUGAGAAGUCUAUGACACGAAGUCAUCUCAUAGUUUUACGUCAYCUAAACAUACUGAUGGGCUAUAGUCCAGCGGAAAAAACAUUUCUUGUCUCUCCUAACAAUUUAAGAGGACUUCCCGUAUUUAACGCAUUCAUCACUUCAAUGCCCAAAGUGUUGGACUUUAACUUAAAAAUGGGAAACAUUUUGCUCAGCAUUUGUCUUCCUCUGUUAGUUUACUGUCCAUCUCCUCAGCGAUACAUUCACGACGGAAAUCAUUUGCCAGUCUAUUCCUUAUGGCUUCUUAAGCCACAUGUGCGCCAAUCGUGGUUAACAUCACUUAACAUUAUACUAUACAAACAUUCAUACAAUUCACAGUCAACUUUAAAACAGAUUCAAAUGUUGAUCCAAAUUGUGAUGAAUACAUUAGAGGCUCAAUUUCAUAGAUGUCGUCCACUUAAUGAACACAUGCAAAGUCCUAUUCCUUCGAGAUCUAGAGACUUAAGUACAGCUUCUGUAGAUUUGGAACUAAUUCAAGAACAGGAACAAAGUAUUGAUUCUCAGACUGAAGACAAUGACACUGUUUCGCCAAAACUCAAUGAAACUAUGAGUGCAUUUUCAAGUGAUGCCGAUGAAGAAGUAGAUAAAGAAGUGGAAGCGGUCACUGGUAAUGAUAAUAAUGAUAAUAAUAGUCUUAAAGACAGUGAUAAUGAAAUGAUAAAUAACUUGGAAAAGUCAUCAGCAUAUCACCCACCAGUGCAACGAUUAAGUGGACAAUUAAGCAAAGAGUCAUCAAAAUUAAAUAGACCUAAAAUGCAAAGAAUGGAAGCAAUCGAUGGAUCAUUAAAGUUGAAGAAGAAUUUUAAAACAAACGAAGUGACACAAGAAAUACAGAUAAAGCCAAAAGAAAUUGAUAUUCAGUCCCAUAAUUACGUAACUCGUAUAUUAAGCGCCGACGAUAGACUGGCCACACAAAGUGGUCAUAAAGUAUUGCGAAACAUUAAUAGCAGUAAUAGUGUCGAUUCAAAGGUAUCAAAGGCCACGUGGACUAUUGAGAUACACUCUCCCGUCAAACUACAACCGGUUAAACCUCCCCAAGAAAGACUACUUCCUAUUGGACUCACGAGUAAAGAUAUGCGGACAUCCAAAGAACCGCAUUAUGAGAAAUCAUUUUUUGGUGAUUUUGAUACCAAAGGUGUUCAAACAUUUAAACAAUUAAUUGUCAAUGAAGGGGAUAUGCAUUAUCCAGUUUGUGAGAGAUUGUUGCCAAUCGGACCGACGCCUCCUUUUAUCCGAAAGGAUACUUCGAGCCCAUUGCCUGUAAGUCAACCCAAACGAUCUGCAAUAUCUCAACCAAACCAAACAUUUAGUCCUCCGAUAAAAGUGGAACCGUUGGUAACUAAUAGUCAGUUAAGCAAUACCCCUACAAGUGCUUCAAAUAUUUCCAGUGCAACGACAUAUGCAAUGAAUACCACAUUAAUUGCAUCUCAAAUAAGUUUAGACACAAAACAACAGUGUAUUUCAUCCGUAAGUGAAACCGUUGAUAAUACAGAAGUCAAAGUAAAGUCUCUAAACUCUCCAAUUAUGGUGGGUUUGGCCAAAGUAAUCAAAGUAGGAGAAGCUGCGGAAGUGACUUCCAAUGUGUCGCCUAAGAGUGAUUCCGUCUCCAAAUCAAACAGUGAUAUGAGUAAUAAUUUUAGUAAACGUGACACUGAAGCGGACUUAAUUGAAUCAAAGGAGACAACUCUUGACAUUGUUGUCGGAGAAAUAAAUUCUUCCGUUACAAUCAAUAACAAUACCGGAUCUAAUAAACAGGAAGAAAGUUUGCCACAAAAAAUAACUCAAUCACAGCUAUUGAGUCAAACAUCUGAAGAACAAAAACCUCUUAGACAAUACAGACAAAGAAAGGCCAGAAAAGUGGGAUCAAUAGCUAGUGAUGUCCAGCGAUCUAUUGAGAGCCGUGGAGGUAGUGUAGCCGAUAAGGUCUCCCGAAGGACUGCUCGCUCUAAUACAAAGCGCACCACAACUUUGCCAUCCAAUACAAACACCACUUUCUCGCCUGAAGACAUCGUUUACGAACGAUGUACUCGUUGUGGACAUGUGUUGGAACAAUUCAAUGAAGAAGAGAUUGGUUUAUGUAUUAUUAUUUUGGGUACUUAUGUUCAUCGAGAGCCCAGUUUGGCGGCGCCUAUACUUCCGGAAGUAUUAAAAUUAGUCUCAAAAUAUGCUGGCCUUACAUCUUAUCAUUGGCAAAAUGAAAGUAACAUCCAUUUGCCCGGAAGUACUGCAUCCAUAGCCCGACAGUUCAUACGCUGCACAUUACAUCAGUUGGCACCCAAUGGUAUAUUUAAACAAUUGUUUUACGCACAGUUUGCCAAUCCAGCAUUUUUUAAGAGCAUUGCAUUAGCGCUCUCCGACUUCGUUGAUCUCAAUCAGGUCUCYCCUCUCGUUGAGCUCUUUCAGAAUCUGAAUGAAAGAAAACAUUUGCCGCAAAUAUCAGAGAUGAUGCAUAUGUUGGGUAAUGUCGCCACAUAUCUUGAGUGUAUGUCAUUGGAAACGCCAUCCCAACAGCCCUGGGCUUUAUUUCUGCCACAAUUAGAGAUGUUUUUGAGAAAAUUAUUGUUUUUAUUGCCGGAAUCGGGAGUUCUUAAUUUAACACCGAUUAUGAGAAUUAUGUUAUCAACUAUAAAGUUGCCGAUAAUUAAUGCCUACAAAACAAUUUUAGAUCCAUUUUCCAAAGUGCUGUCUCAUAUCAUACAACAAUCACCUCUUCUUUACGAACAAUUACUUGAAUUAAGUAGUCUCUGUUGUCGUAACUUUCCCCGUGAAAGGGAUCGCUUUUUGCUGACCAGGACAGUGGUGUGCGAGUUGGUCCAGGCGGUCAAGUUUCGCUCAAUGAUUCCCGACGAGAAUCUUAUGAUAUUAGUUCAGUUCCUACUACAGGAUGGGUCGGGCACUCUAACACCAUCUGUCAUUGUGGAGAAUCUACGGAUGAAUAGCACACCAGAAAUCGAGAGCUUCAAUACAAAUGCCUUUGAAUGCAUGCGACCCAAUGUUAUGGAUCUACUAGAGUUUGUCACUGAUGUACAUACAAUAUCCAGAGUUAAGAGUAACAUUUUGGGAACUUCUAUACACCUCAAUGAAGAGACACUGGGAGGACAUUUGAAAGCAGGAAUUUCACAGUAUUUAGCGCUUGAAAUGACAAAAAAUAAUGGCAGUGAUCACCGGGCAAUAACCAAAUACCUUCCCUGGCUAUACAGUCUGCCAUCACUACAACAGGGUCCCAAAGAGUUUAUCGAUUGUGUGGCACAUAUUCGGUCACUUUCAUGGCUAUUGUUAGGAUCAUUACAGCACUCGGCACUACUCCAUAAUAACGCCACAUUCCUGUGCCAACCCAUACCAUUGGAGGCAAACACGCACAUUGCAGAGCAUAUUCAGGUGAUUUUAGCCGGUUUUGCUGAACAAUCCAAGACAUCAGUAUUACAUAUGUCAUCCUUGUUUCACGCGUUCAUAUUAUGCCAAUUGUGGACAAUGUAUUGCGAGAACAUCUCUGGUCAGAACCCUCCCGGAAGCGAUCAGUACCAUCAGUGCACACUCACACUGUCUGAUUUCUGGGCCAAAAUCACCCCGGGCAUUUUACAACUCAUCUGUCAUUCAAAAGUGGAGGGACUCUAUCAGUUGGCAGAGACAGUCAGUUUGCAUUUUUUGAAUUUAAUGGAAACACUGAUGGAGUGCAACUCAACGAUGUUAUCAAGAUUACUUCCACUUUGGACGCCUGUUUUCAAUAGCUAUAAAGGCCAAUUAUCGGGCAAUACUCAGGUGCGACUUCAAUCUGUAAUCAAUUGGCAGUGUCCGCCACAGACCAGGGAUGACGCGGCCAUGACUUGUAGUACAUUAAUCCGAUGGCUGCAGAGGAUGCAGACAAAAAUGAGUCAAAUUGAGAUGCAAUCUUCGGCCGCCAUUCACUUUUAUUGUAUAUAA
Molecule: messenger RNA, 7977 nt
Organism: Oppia nitens
Lineage: Eukaryota; Metazoa; Arthropoda; Arachnida; Sarcoptiformes; Oppiidae
Gene: unc79
Product: protein unc-79 homolog
Exons: 21
Coding region: 16-7977 (2653 amino acids)
Molecular function (GO): protein binding
Source: RefSeq, a predicted model, not a curated record